UUGUUUGGGCGUUGAGUUCGUCUUCUCUUCUCUGUCCUUUUUCUCUCCUAAAACAAAACAAACAAAAAAAAAACAACUCAUUUUCAAAUUCUCGGAAUCUCUCUUCUCCGAUUAACUUUUUUAUUUUCUUUUCCGGGAGGAUCUCACCGGAGAAAGCUAAGUUAGGGUUCCUAUAUAAGCGUGAAGAUUUUUGGAAACGAGAAACUUUGGAUUUGCUAUUAAAUUAAGAGAAGAUGUAUUGUCUUUCUUAAUUAAAAGCUUUUGAUAAAUUUUAGGGUUGUGAAAAAAAAAGAAAAGAAAAUGGAUUUGGAUUCGUCUAUGGUACCAGAGAAUGAUCAAGAUCCUGUUACUACGGCCACUUCAUCAUCGUCGCCUAUGGAGAAAGAAGCGUCUGAGCAAUCAACGGAAGAAGCUGGAUCCGAAUCCGAAUCGGCGUCUUUGACUCCUUCGCCUCCGUCUCCUUCUCCAGGACAACAACAACAACAACAACAACAACCGCAGGUAACGACGGUGGUUGGGCCGAGAUGUGCGCCGACGUAUUCGGUUGUGAAUGCUAUUAUAGAGAAGAAAGAGGAUGGUCCUGGUCCUAGAUGUGGACACACGUUGACGGCUGUUCCUGCUGUUGGUGAAGAAGGGACGUCUUGUUACAUUGGCCCGAGACUGAUCUUGUUUGGUGGUGCUACAGCUCUUGAGGGUAAUUCAGGAGGAACCGGAACGCCUACUUCUGCUGGAAGUGCCGGCAUUCGACUUGCGGGUGCAACGGCUGAUGUCCAUUGUUAUGAUGUUCUUACUAAUAAGUGGUCGAGGCUUACACCAUAUGGAGAACCACCUAGCCCAAGAGCUGCACAUGUUGCUACUGCUGUUGGGACCAUGGUAGUUAUUCAGGGUGGAAUAGGUCCUGCUGGUUUAUCAGCUGAGGAUCUUCACGUUCUUGACCUUACUCAGCAACGGCCACGAUGGCACAGGGUUGUUGUUCAGGGUCCUGGACCAGGACCGCGUUAUGGACACGUUAUGGCACUGGUAGGACAGAGGUAUCUCAUGGCAAUUGGUGGAAAUGAUGGAAAACGUCCAUUAGCUGAUGUAUGGGCUUUGGACACUGCUGCCAAACCUUAUGAAUGGCGUAAGCUGGAACCAGAAGGGGAAGGUCCACCUCCAUGCAUAUUACCAGGAAAACGUCCAUUAGCUGAUGUAUGGGCUUUGGACACUGCUGCCAAACCUUAUGAAUGGCGUAAGCUGGAACCAGAAGGGGAAGGUCCACCUCCAUGCAUGUAUGCAACUGCAAGUGCACGGUCUGAUGGCCUUCUUCUUCUCUGUGGUGGAAGAGAUGCGAAUAGUGUGCCCCUAGCUAGUGCAUAUGGACUUGCCAAGCACAGGGAUGGACGUUGGGAAUGGGCCAUAGCCCCUGGUGUCUCACCUUCUCCUAGAUACCAGCAUGCAGCAGUCUUUGUAAACGCAAGACUCCAUGUCUCUGGUGGGGCACUUGGUGGUGGACGUAUGGUAGAAGACUCAUCCAGUGUUGCAGUGUUGGAUACUGCAGCAGGUGUAUGGUGUGAUACAAAAUCGGUUGUUACUAGUCCUAGAACUGGUAGAUAUAGUGCUGAUGCAGCUGGUGGUGAUGCUUCUGUUGAGUUGACUAGGCGUUGCAGACAUGCUGCUGCUGCAGUGGGUGAUUUGAUAUUCAUCUAUGGUGGUUUGCGUGGAGGAGUGUUACUUGAUGACCUAUUGGUUGCUGAAGAUCUUGCUGCUGCUGAAACAACAUCUGCUGCCUCUCACGCUGCUGCGGCAGCAGCAGCAACAAACUCACCACCUGGCCGUUCACCUGGAAGAUAUGGAUUUUCUGAUGAAAGGACAGGGGAGUUACUGGAAUCAGCUCCUGAUGCUGUGGUACUGGGAAGUCCUGUUGCACCCCCUGUAAAUGGUGAUAUGUAUACUGAUAUAAGCACUGAAAAUGCAAUGGUCCCAGGAACUAGGAGAACAAGCAAAGGUGUGGAGUAUCUCGUUGAAGCAUCUGCUGCGGAAGCUGAGGCUAUCAGUGCAACUUUAGCUGCUGCGAAGGCACGGCAGGUCAAUGGUGAAGUUGAACUGCCGGAUAGGGAUCGUGGUGCUGAGGCUACACCCAGUGGAAAACCGUCAGUGUCAUUAAUUAAGCCUGAUUCUGCAGUACCCAACAGUGUUAUUCCUGCAGGGGUUCGACUUCAUCAUAGAGCUGUGGUGGUUGCUGCAGAAACAGGUGGAGCCUUAGGUGGAAUGGUUAGACAGUUGUCCAUUGAUCAAUUUGAAAAUGAGGGACGGCGUGUUAGCUAUGGGACACCUGAAAGUGCUACAGCAGCUAGGAAAUUAUUAGAUCGUCAGAUGUCAAUCAAUAGUGUUCCGAAAAAGGUUGUAGCUCAUCUUUUGAAACCUCGAGGGUGGAAGCCUCCAGUUCGACGCCAGUUUUUCUUGAAUUGCAAUGAAAUAGCUGAUCUUUGCGACAGUGCAGAACGUAUUUUCUCGAGCGAACCUACUGUGUUACAGCUUAGAGCCCCGAUUAAGAUAUUUGGUGAUUUGCAUGGUCAGUUUGGGGAUCUCAUGCGCCUUUUUGAUGAAUAUGGUUCACCAUCAACAGCUGGAGACAUAUCAUAUAUCGAUUACCUCUUUUUAGGGGACUAUGUUGAUCGGGGUCAACACAGCCUAGAGACAAUUACACUUCUGCUUGCGUUAAAGGUUGAAUACCAACACAACGUACAUCUGAUUCGUGGAAACCAUGAAGCUGCCGAUAUUAAUGCCCUUUUUGGUUUCCGGAUAGAGUGUAUUGAGCGAAUGGGUGAACGUGAUGGGAUCUGGGUAUGGCACCGAAUUAACCGUUUAUUCAAUUGGCUACCUCUGGCUGCACUGAUUGAGAAGAAAAUUAUCUGUAUGCAUGGGGGAAUUGGUCGGUCGAUAAAUCAUGUAGAGCAGAUAGAAAAUAUCCAACGUCCGAUUACAAUGGAAGCAGGCUCAAUCGUGCUUAUGGAUUUACUAUGGUCCGAUCCAACUGAAAAUGACAGUGUUGAAGGUUUGAGGCCCAAUGCUAGAGGUCCUGGAUUGGUUACUUUUGGGCCUGACCGUGUCAUGGAGUUCUGCAACAACAAUGAUCUUCAAUUGAUUGUACGAGCGCAUGAAUGCGUAAUGGACGGAUUCGAGCGUUUCGCCCAGGGGCAUUUGAUCACACUCUUUUCGGCUACAAACUAUUGUGGUACUGCAAACAAUGCCGGGGCUAUCUUGGUGUUGGGGAGAGAUCUUGUUGUGGUUCCCAAGCUUAUCCAUCCAUUGCCUCCAGCAAUUACCUCACCUGAAACUUCACCAGAAAGACAUAUAGAGGACACAUGGAUGCAGGAGUUAAACGCAAAUCGACCACCAACACCAACAAGAGGACGCCCACAAAAUCCAAAUGACCGGGGUUCUCUUGCUUGGAUAUAAACCCCAG
Messenger RNA from Camelina sativa (false flax), 3445 nucleotides. NCBI's taxonomy places the organism in Eukaryota, Viridiplantae, Streptophyta, Magnoliopsida, Brassicales, Brassicaceae. The record is from RefSeq and is a predicted model, not a curated record.